AUGUUGUUCAUUCUUCUCGCGCUGCCCUUCUUCGUGGUUAAUGUUGUCUCUGGGCCACCUAGAUAUGAACAAUGCUUUGGUUCCAUUGAAGGAGAAACGAAGGAUAGAUUUACGAGAUUCUGGGAGGACCUUGGCAGUAAUCUGUCUCGCAUAUAUUUUGAUUUUAUUAUAUACUCCCUGCAAAAAAUGUUUGUUCAUGGUCAGUUCCCAGAACCAUACGAUGAGGAACAUGUGGCGAAAAAAGUGGAGGAAACAAUAAGCUUGCUCUCAGAACAUGCAGAUAAGGUCAAAGAGCUUCCUCCGAAUGCAAAGUAUGGAUGCUUCUGUGGCUACAGUAAAACAGAGAAAAUCAUGAAAAUCGUGUGCAUAUGGAAAUGA
This is a messenger RNA of Ostertagia ostertagi, 378 nucleotides long. NCBI's taxonomy places the organism in Eukaryota, Metazoa, Nematoda, Chromadorea, Rhabditida, Trichostrongylidae. The record is from the annotation of a GenBank genome assembly.